CAUUCAGGGAACCCACAGUGGCUUUGCCGGAUGGGUUCUUUGGCGAGUUGGGGGGAGGAUAAUCUAUAAGAGGAAUGAAAAGGGGUGGGGACAUCCAUGAGCAAAAUGUCAGGGGAGGAGGAGUUUUAUCUGUUCAAGAACAUCUCCCCAGUGGGACCAUGGGAUGGGCCUCAGUACCACAUCGCCCCGGUCUGGGCCUUCCACCUCCAGGCAGCCUUCAUGGGCUUUGUGUUCUUCGCAGGGACCCCACUGAAUGCCACGGUGCUGGUGGCCACCCUGCGCUACAAGAAGCUGAGGCAGCCCCUCAACUAUAUUCUGGUCAACGUGUCCCUGGGCGGCUUCCUCUUCUGCAUCUUCUCCGUCUUCACCGUCUUCAUUGCCAGCUGCCAGGGAUACUUCGUCUUCGGCCGCCAUGUUUGUGCUCUGGAGGCCUUCCUGGGCUCUACAGCAGGUCUGGUAACGGGCUGGUCGCUGGCCUUCCUGGCCUUUGAACGCUACAUUGUCGUCUGUAAGCCCUUCGGCAGCUUCCGCUUCAGCUCCAGGCACGCCCUGAUGGUGGUCCUCGCCACCUGGACCAUUGGCAUUGGCGUCUCCAUCCCACCUUUCUUCGGCUGGAGCCGGUUCAUCCCCGAGGGCCUGCAGUGUUCCUGUGGCCCCGACUGGUACACCGUGGGCACCAAAUAUCGCAGCGAGUACUACACCUGGUUCCUCUUCAUCUUCUGCUUCAUUGUGCCUCUUUCCCUCAUCUGCUUCUCCUACGCUCAGUUGCUGGGGGCCCUUAGAGCUGUUGCAGCCCAGCAGCAGGAGUCGGCUUCCACCCAGAAGGCUGAGCGGGAGGUGAGCCGCAUGGUGGUGGUGAUGGUGGGGUCCUUUUGUCUCUGUUAUGUGCCCUAUGCUGCGCUGGCCAUGUACAUGGUCAACAACCGUAACCACGGGCUAGACUUGCGGCUUGUCACCAUCCCUGCCUUCUUCUCCAAGAGCGCAUGCGUCUACAACCCCAUCAUCUACUGCUUCAUGAAUAAGCAGUUCCGGGCUUGCAUGAUGGAGAUGGUGUGUGGGAAGUCCAUGACAGAUGAGUCUGACAUGUCCGGCUCCCAGAAAACAGAAGUUUCCACUCUCUCUCCUAGCCAAGUGGGCCCCAGCUAGGGUGCCAUAUUGGACUAUUUGAAGCAAUUUGGAUUUUACAUUUAAGGAAAUUUCUACUUUCUCUGCUAAAAUCCAAACUACUAACCUUGCCGGAAACAUAUGGGAAGGGGAGUGGUGACCAUUUUGGGGGAUCGAUUUUCCAUUUUCCUAUUAUUUCCCUUCUUACCUACAAAGCAACUGUUCCAGCUGGGUCCAUCUCAGAACACAUCAAAGGCCUUUGCAGCAAUCAUGUUUCUACUAAGUGGCAAGAUUCACAGCACUUGCAGACUCAUCUCUAAAUACUACAACACAUCUAUAAAGGAGUAUGGUUGAGCUCUCAGUGUAUGAGUAACAAUUAUCUCCCUUUUUAGUAACAUUAUUUCCCUCCUGGGGUUCUGUUCUGAGAUGAUACAUUCUGAGAAAACACCUUAGAAAUAAGAGAGAUUUAAAAGACAAAUAAAACCUUUAGUAAGUCCCAAAUAUGA
Messenger RNA from Pipistrellus kuhlii (Kuhl's pipistrelle), 1610 nucleotides. It is a transcript of the gene OPN1SW, whose product is annotated as opsin 1, short wave sensitive. The coding region runs from base 97 to 1146 and encodes 349 amino acids. The record is from RefSeq and is a predicted model, not a curated record. Gene Ontology annotation, cellular component: photoreceptor outer segment; membrane. Gene Ontology annotation, biological process: G protein-coupled receptor signaling pathway; phototransduction; visual perception. Lineage: Eukaryota; Metazoa; Chordata; Mammalia; Chiroptera; Vespertilionidae. Gene Ontology annotation, molecular function: G protein-coupled receptor activity. The transcript is spliced from 5 exons.